This is a messenger RNA of Sapajus apella (tufted capuchin), 606 nucleotides long. Its product is annotated as ubiquitin-conjugating enzyme E2 L3-like. Gene Ontology annotation, cellular component: nucleus. Bases 77 to 433 code for a protein of 118 amino acids. The transcript has 4 exons. Gene Ontology annotation, molecular function: ubiquitin conjugating enzyme activity. Gene Ontology annotation, biological process: protein polyubiquitination; ubiquitin-dependent protein catabolic process. NCBI's taxonomy places the organism in Eukaryota, Metazoa, Chordata, Mammalia, Primates, Cebidae. The record is from RefSeq and is a predicted model, not a curated record.
CUCCAGGAAGUGCGGGGGCUCUAGCCACCCGGGCGGCCGCGAUGCAUUCUGGGGAAGGAGCACCACCAAAUCCAAGAUGGCGGCCAGCAGGAGGCUGAUGAAGGAGCUUGAAGAAAUCCGCAAAUGUGGAAUGAAAAACUUCCGUAACAUCCAGGUUGAUGAAGCUAAUUUAUUGACUUGGCAAGGGCUUAUUGUUCCUGACAACCCUCCGUAUGAUAAGGGGGCCUUCAGAAUCGAAAUCAACUUUCCAGCAGAGUACCCAUUCAAACCACCGAAGAUCACAUUUAAAACAAAGAUCUAUCACCCGAACAUCGAUGAAAAGGGACAGGUCUGUCUCCCAGUAAUUAGUGCUGAAAACUGGAAGCCAGCAACCAAAACCGACCAAGGUGCAUGCAGAGUAUGGCUGAGGUCCCACCCGUCCCUAUGGGAAUAGUUCAUCUCAGCUGAACUUUUGACCCGCACAGGGAUUGAGGAGGUCCUGUGUUUCAGUGACUGAGAAAAGCCCUGGAAGGUGGAGUUGAAAGCCUUUCACAAGAAAAAUCAAGCCUCACUUGUAAAUAAUAACCAUUAGACUCCCACGCUGAGUAGAAGAAAGCAGUGGGUGCU